GAGAUCCAGGUUCGCACCGACGGCCAGCCCCCCGCCAAGAGGCGCAGAAUUGCCCAGCGCAAGCCUCGGACCACCGAGUACCUGGAUCUUGAAAACCGCGACGAGGCCGGCGAGGCACAUCUGGACCGUCUGCUGCAUGUCCUACGCACCAAGAAGAAGAUUGUCGUCAUUGCCGGAGCUGGCAUCUCUGUCUCGGCUGGAAUCCCCGACUUUCGAUCCAGCGAGGGCCUCUUCAGGACGCUCAAGGACAAGCACAAGAUCAAGGGCGGUGGCAAGGCCCUCUUCGACGCCUCAGUCUACAAGGACGACAAAUCAACGGCAGAAUUCCAUAAGAUGGUUCGUGACUUGUCACGCCUUACCAAGGAGGCCAAGCCCACCGCCUUCCACCACAUGUUGGCGACUAUCGCACACGAGGGCCGCCUGCUGCGCCUGUAUACGCAGAAUGUCGACUGUCUAGACACCUCCCUCGAACCCCUGGCGACCAGCAUACCGCUGCCCCCAAAGAAGCCCUGGCCGGUCACGAUUCAGGUUCACGGCGGACUGGAGAAGAUGCAGUGCACCAAGUGCAACCAUGUCGCUAAAUUCGACGGGAAUCUCUUUCAGGGCCCAGAGCCCCCCCUGUGUGGACUGUGCAAGGAGCAGGAUGACGUGCGCACGAAAUUCGCCGGGAAGCGGAGCCACGGCGUCGGACGGCUGAGGCCGCGGAUGGUCCUUUACAACGAGUUCAAUCCCGAUGGAGAUGCGAUUGGAAGUGUGUCCGAGGCCGAUCUCAAGAAAGUGCCUGACGCCGUCAUUGUGGUCGGCACGAGCCUUAAGAUCCCAGGCGUGCGACGAAUCGUCCAGGUGUUGUGCCGGGCGACGCGCUCGACCCGAGAUGGUUUCACCGCUUGGAUCAACCUGGACCCCGAGCCUCAGAAUCCCGAUGUGAAGGACUUAUGGGACCUGGUCAUCCGCGGAAAGUCGGAUGAUAUCGCCGGCUUGUUGGAUCUACCCCACUGGGAUUGUGAUGAUGUUGGCGCCGAUACAGAGGAGUACAUGGUCUCCGGCUCGGUGGAGAAGGAGGAGCAGUGUGAGCAAAGGCUGAGCCGCGACAAGAUCGAUGUGGUCCUCGACAGCAAGAAGCGCUCCUCCCUUGCCUUGGGCGAUGCAGACAACAAGUCCAUCGACAUUCUUGACCUCAAGUCGAAGCUCGUGGACAAGGUCGUCGACAAAUCCUUACCUACCCCGAGCGCCAGCCCUCGCCAGGGCUCGCCUCUACCUCGUAAAACGCUACCGAAGGGCAAGACCAAGCAGAGCACACUCACCUUUGGUACAGCUGCCGGUGCCAAGGGGGUCAGCGCACCGAAGACGACGAAGAAGAAGUCUAAGCAGCCCCGAAGGGAGACAAAGCCCAAGAAUGAAAUCACCAAUGUGUUCAGGGCAUCAAAGGGGGCAUCCAACGCAGAAAAGACGAUCAAGGAGCCGCUACAGAUGGUCAAGAACGAGUAUGAGUCCAUCAACCAGAUGUCUCAAGAGGCAGACAGCCGGGACGGAUUUCUACCAUCGCUGCGACCUGAUAGCAAG
Messenger RNA from Cryphonectria parasitica EP155, 1563 nucleotides. RefSeq names its product DHS-like NAD/FAD-binding domain-containing protein. The record is from RefSeq and is a predicted model, not a curated record. Gene Ontology annotation, molecular function: histone deacetylase activity, NAD-dependent; NAD+ binding. Gene Ontology annotation, biological process: pericentric heterochromatin formation; negative regulation of transcription by RNA polymerase II; regulation of DNA repair. Lineage: Eukaryota; Fungi; Ascomycota; Sordariomycetes; Diaporthales; Cryphonectriaceae. The transcript has 2 exons. Gene Ontology annotation, cellular component: mating-type region heterochromatin. The annotation marks the transcript as partial.